UUCCUUACAACUAUCAACACCAACAAUGGCGUUGAAAGGCAGAAUAAGGCUUUCAAGUACGAUUACCUCGCAGGAAUCAAACAAAGAACCUUGAGUGGGAUGCUCUCAGUGCUAAUAGAUGAGUUCCUUCCUGACAAGUAUCUCAAGUAAGUAAUUCCUGCUUUCCGUGUCCAGUCACAUGCUGUCUAUAUUUGGAACAUUUUGUGUUUAUUUGUACACUUUGGUAUAGAACGUCUCGGUUUCAGUGUGAAAUGCCCGAAAAUUUAGUAAUGAAUGAAUAAAUGAAUGAAUAGAAAGAUGUUUUAUUGUUUUAAUAAAUUUUAACGGACAGUUAAAUAGUCUAAUGAAAGAAAGGGAAAAGAAAGUUAUUUUUCAAUAUGAGAGAGUGACUAAGUGGAAGGCGAGACAGUCUGUAAAGGCGUGAUACAAAUACCAUUACCAUGGAGUAAAAAAGGAACAUUCUGAUGGCCUUUUUGUGUCUCAGGUAUGUGGAAUUGAAUACAAAACUUCAAGCAAGUUUUCGACGCUAUAACUCUGCCAUCCCCUCCUAUUUAAGAGAACGACCGCACCACAUCAUAAAACAUUCCAUGGACAGGCUAUCUCUUGCGGAGUCUAUCCCAAGUAGCAAUGUCACAGUUAUUGACAUGGAGAAUGGCGAGUUUUUGGUGAAAAGCCAAAGUAGACCCGAAGAGAAGAAGAUGUACAAAGUCAUGUUUGGGACCAAGCAGCCAAGCUGUGAGUGCUUUGAUUGGGAGAGGCAACAGCUGCCAUGCAAACAUUUUUUUGCCGUAUUCCAGCACUUCCCGUCAUGGUUGUUUGAUAGACUUCCAAAAGAAUAUUGA
This is a messenger RNA of Pocillopora meandrina, 842 nucleotides long. Lineage: Eukaryota; Metazoa; Cnidaria; Anthozoa; Scleractinia; Pocilloporidae. The record is from the annotation of a GenBank genome assembly.